AUGACGAUUCCAGUAGUCACCACUGAUCGUGGUCGCUUUCACAUCGCAAUUGGUGGCUGCUCCUUUUACACUCAGUAUGCAUCUAUUUACCUUUCACGGCUGAAAAUUGCUCAUUGUCGCCUCGAAAACCAGGCACGUCGUCGUUGGCCUGAGCUGCCAAUUCGAUCGGUGCCAGAUGUUAAGGUUGAUGAAGAGUGUAUCAUUAUCGGUACCAUAUUUAGAUCAAGCGCACAAAAGCCGAGCAUAAUGAGACAGCUGACGCUGCUGGAACAAGUAGGUGGACGUCUGGAACUCGAAGAACAAGAGCGACAGCAUUAUUUAACACGUAUAGCAAGCAGCGAUGACGAAAUGUUCCUCGAGGACGAAGUCCAGCGCAUUACUCUUGUCGCCUCCCCCCAUACGGACGCCUUAGAUCGCCUUCCAACAGGGGUUGUCACUUGUCUGCGCGGUUUUGAGCCUGCACGAUCCGAAGGAACAUUCACAGUUCUUGAGCUCGCCUUUCUAGAGCCACAACCAAUGAGACCGAUUGCGGCAGCAAAUGUUGAUUCACCUUGUCCGCCUUUGCUGAACAGUAGCGGUCGUUGGGUUGGAUUUGUCUCGGGCCUCGGUUUUGCUGCGUCGGCCGAGGUGGCAAACAAUGGAACCUCUCACGGGCAUGCUCUGGCGCUGCGUCUCCUUGGUGAUUGGUUGAGGAAGAUGCCUUUGUGCCGUCUGUUCGUUCUCGGGGAUUGCAUUCGCUCGACUGAUCCUGGCGGCUUGGAGACUCUUGGAGUGGUUCAACAUGCCCGUUUUCUGAGCCGCAGGGCGGAUGCCGAUUCUGUGAUGGCAAUGGGUAUGUUUGACGCCUGGCUCUCUGAACUGCCCCUCGGUGGCGGGGGUGGAGGUGGUGGUUUCAGCGUAGAACUGCUCCCAGGCGUCGCGGACUGUGUCUCCCAACUUCUACCUCAACAGCCCUUCCAUCCUCUUCUCUUCCCUCGUACUACCUCCCGCUUUGGCCGAGGGGAAGGGGCCCUCGUUAGCUCGACUAAUCCCUGCUACUCCGAGGUUCAUUCACGUCGCAUUCUUGCUACUUCAGGGCAGAAUGUCAUUGAUGUCCAUAAAUAUACCAUCGUCGGCGAUACGCUAGACUGCAUGGAAUCCCUAUUGCACUGGGGCCACAUAGCUCCAACCUGUCCAGACACACUCUUUGCUUAUCCCCAAAUGGACACGGAUACCCUGCUAUUUAGUGUGGACCCGAAAACGGGCGUUUCAAUUGACUAUCCGGACAUCUUUGUGGCGGGAAACCAGCAGGCUGCGCAAUUUCGGCGCGCCUCCUUAGAACUUUGGAAUGUUUCGGAGGGGGAACGGAAGGGCGCAUUACUCAUCGCAGUGCCUCGUUUUGAUGUGUCGUACACGAUGGUUCUGUUGGAACUGGAAACGCUGAGAUGUGUUCCGCUGAGGUUUGAUCUGUCGCGGACCGAAUAG
Molecule: messenger RNA, 1464 nt
Organism: Echinococcus granulosus
Lineage: Eukaryota; Metazoa; Platyhelminthes; Cestoda; Cyclophyllidea; Taeniidae
Product: DNA polymerase delta subunit 2
Exons: 4
Coding region: 1-1464 (487 amino acids)
Biological process (GO): DNA replication; DNA strand elongation involved in DNA replication
Cellular component (GO): delta DNA polymerase complex
Molecular function (GO): DNA binding
Source: RefSeq, a predicted model, not a curated record